GGCGAUUAUUAUAAAAAAGACGACGUUCUUUGGCGGAUAAUAACAGUUCGCAAACGGACGUAUACGCAGUUAAUUAAGACCAGCGGUUCAGCAAUCAUUCAUUUCACACCACACAAGAAUAGAGAAACAUUAUAACAAUACGAUGAUGUUCAACAAAUUCGCCGUAUUCGCCUUAUUGGCCGUCACCGUGUUGGUCGUGCCAGCCAUUGGACACCCGACCGAAGACGCCACAUCCGGGAUCGAGGAUACCGCAACGGCGGUGAAACAAGGUAUCCGCGGUUGGCUGAAGACCGUCCACUCGAAAAUCGCCAAACACGAAGAAAACUGUACUCACGGUGGUGGCGUUGUACAUUGGGUGAAGAACAAACUGGGGUUGACGAAAAAAACUACUACCGAGAUACCGACGACGACCACCAUCACCACGGAAACCGAUUAUACUGGUUACAUCCCGGUAACCUCGGUGGUGAACCAAGGAGAACCAGAAGAAACAUACAACGGCGGUGAUGAUGACGUCACGAUAUUGGACGACUCCGUGGCGUUGGUCCCCGAGAGCGAUAGCGGCAACGAGUCUGUCGAUGUAGACCCAACAUAUUCAUCGGUGACCGAUAAUGCCGUCGACCCAGUAGAUCCCGAUAUCGAUGUCCGCAUGCGCUUGUAAACCAAUUGGGGACUAUUAUUGUGAUCGAUAGUUUUUAGUCAUCGUUUUGACUUCGAAAAACUUCGCUUGAUAAUUUAAUCUGGUUUGUAAUUAUUGUUCUCGUAUGCUUUUACAUUUUUUUACGAACAAAAAGUUCCACUAUUUUUUUUA
Messenger RNA from Diuraphis noxia (Russian wheat aphid), 808 nucleotides. RefSeq lists its product as uncharacterized. NCBI's taxonomy places the organism in Eukaryota, Metazoa, Arthropoda, Insecta, Hemiptera, Aphididae. The record is from RefSeq and is a predicted model, not a curated record.